This is a messenger RNA of Megalops cyprinoides (Indo-Pacific tarpon), 786 nucleotides long. It is a transcript of the gene lbx2, whose product is annotated as ladybird homeobox 2. The record is from RefSeq and is a predicted model, not a curated record. The transcript has 2 exons. Bases 1 to 786 code for a protein of 261 amino acids. Lineage: Eukaryota; Metazoa; Chordata; Actinopteri; Elopiformes; Megalopidae. Gene Ontology annotation, molecular function: DNA binding; DNA-binding transcription factor activity, RNA polymerase II-specific. Gene Ontology annotation, biological process: regulation of DNA-templated transcription.
AUGACCUCCAGUACAGACAUGAAGGCAGGCUCUGUGUUGCAGUCCAGCGGCGAGGAACGACGACGGGGUCCCCUGGAUCAGCUUCCACCGCCGGCCAAUUCCAACAAGCCGCUCACCCCGUUUAGCAUUGAGGAUAUUUUAAACAAGCCCUCCAUAAAGAAGUCCGUAGCCACCCUCUGUCCGCCGAGGGUUCUGGACAAAGUUUCCAGCUCAAAUGCAGCGAGGAACGGUAUUACCACUCCGUCUUCCCCUCUCUGCGCUCUAGAGGAACUCGCCAGCAAAACUUUUAAGGGUCUGGAAGUCAGCGUAAUCCAAGCAGCCGAAGGUCGCGAGCAUCUGAACACGUUUGGUCAGCGGCAGGCCUCUAAAAAGAGGAGGAAGUCCCGCACCGCUUUCACGAACCAUCAAAUAUAUGAACUCGAGAAACGCUUUUUGUACCAGAAAUACUUGUCGCCGGCAGACAGAGAUCAGAUAGCGCAACAGCUGGGCCUCACGAACGCCCAGGUUAUCACCUGGUUCCAGAACAGACGAGCCAAACUCAAGAGAGACUUGGAGGAGAUGAAAGCGGACGUCGAGUCGUUGAAGAAAAUCCCCCCGCAGACGCUUCAGAAGCUGGUAAACAUGGAUGACAUUGACGACCCCCAGGGAAGUUCGGGGGCUAUAUCUCCCAGCAUUUCUCCUUCCUCGCAAGGGCACGGAGUCUUCCCCCAGUCGCCCGCCUCAUCUAGAGACCAAACCACGGACGAGUUCUCAGAGGAAGACGAAGAAAUUGAGGUGGACGAUUGA